Mytilus californianus (California mussel) is the source of this 2803-nucleotide messenger RNA. RefSeq lists its product as uncharacterized. Gene Ontology annotation, molecular function: cell adhesion molecule binding. The record is from RefSeq and is a predicted model, not a curated record. Bases 205 to 2640 code for a protein of 811 amino acids. Lineage: Eukaryota; Metazoa; Mollusca; Bivalvia; Mytilida; Mytilidae. Gene Ontology annotation, biological process: cell-cell adhesion. Gene Ontology annotation, cellular component: cell-cell junction. The transcript is spliced from 9 exons.
UGGUAAAUUUACAUCAGGAAAUGACUACAGGAUUGAAGACAAAAGAAUUGUAUUACAAAAAAGGAAACUAUGAGCCAAUUUCAUAAUAAUAAUGUCAACGAGGAUGCAUCAAUUUUGUUAAUGUGGUUCUUAGAAGUGUAGCUUUUUGCACCCAACUCAAACUAAAAAUGCUUGUAAUUCAUACAGAGUUAGAAAAUCAAUAGAAUGAAUGAGGCUUAUUUUCUUGUCUUUCUGAUGUUUAAUCUGAGUUUAGGUCAUUCGUACCAGUCACAAGGAAUAGGAGUAAAAAUAAAGGGAGAUAAUGUCACAAUUACAUGGAACAAACCUUCCAGUAAUAUCACAUCAACAGGAUUAGAAGUUUAUAAUAUUGGAAGGAAAAUAACGGUUUAUCGGGCAAACUUGAGCAGUAUUGGCAAUCUACACGCAGUUCAAUUACCGCCUUGUCAGAAAUACAAAGUUAGACUAAACUUUAUUUCUCCAUCAGGAGGCAUACAUGUAACCGAUAAAGACUUUGUAUUAGGUGGAAAGUAUCUAUAUACAAGCCUGGAUACAAAUAUAACGUUAACUAUACCAAAACUACCGUAUUAUUUCUACACAGUCUUCUCUCCAACGAGAACUAUUCUGAAUGUACAAGGAAGUAGUGUUGUCGUAAAUAAUGUAGCAAUGGGUCGUUAUAAAAUAAAAACGACAAAACAACAUUUCGUAAUAUCUGUCCAGAAUGUAAGACAGGAGGACGGUGGGAUGUACAAAGCUGAACAAUUGUCAGAACUUCGGGAAGGAGAAUGCGUUGUUGUAUUUGUCACAGACAAACCGACCCCACCCUCUCUUACAUACAACGAAUAUCCUUUUGUUGGAAACAAAGCAAACUUUACAUGCAUUUCUAAUGUACAACGUUGGCCCUCAGAUUAUUCUGAAAACCUUUCUUACAAGUUUUACUGGAACGGCGAAACUCGACAACCCAACAUUAUUUUAAGGCGAUCAGAUGAAGGAACUUCAGUAACAUGUCAGGCAACUGAUGACAGAGGACAAUUGUCAUCAUCCAGUAAUAGUAUGAUUCUUGAUCCAUAUUAUGGACCUGACAAUGUUCAUCUAAAUCACAAUUAUAAACGGUCUACUGUAACUGAAGGUCAAACAUUUGGUCCUGUCACAUGUUCAGCAGAUUGUUAUCCAGAGUGCGACUAUGAUUGGAGAUAUCUAGGCAGGGUCCAGUCGUACAGUCCAGUCUUAUAUAUACCUACCAUUGACAGAAACCAGACUGGUGUUUAUGGCUGUUAUGUUAUACAUCCAAAUAAUACAGAAAAACGUACCGCACUGAAUAUAAUAGUCAGCGUUCUAUACCCACCUGUAUUCAGACAAAUAACAUUUAGUGCAGACCAUGAAAAAGACGACAGACGAUCAAUCACCGAAGGUGAAACAUUAAAACUCUUUAUGUAUAUUGAAAGCUACCCAGUAUCAGAGAUAAACCUGCAUUCACCAGAUUAUUUCGUCCAACCGCUUGUUUGUACCAUUGAUACGAUUGACCAUAAGUACACAGCAAAUAUUGAGGGGUUGACCUGUGAAGAGGCCGGGAAUUACACAAUUGAAGCAUACAACGGUAUUGGCGAGGCCACUAUGAGUUCUUUUGAUUUGGAAAUACAAUGUAAACCUAAAAGUAUAAAAUUCCAACGAAGUAAAGUCGCUAUCAGAAUAAAUUCUGUUGAAGAUACUACCGUGUUUGUCGUGUCCAAUCCUACACCUAAUGUGACUUGGAUCCAACAUCCUCAAUAUCCUUGGACUAUAAGCGAAGAAGGGGUUAAUCAUAAAUACGUUCUCCAAUCAACAAUCAAGAUAUCAGAAUUUCCACUUAACCGACAGCUUGGUUUAUCAAUUUGUAAUACAAUUGGAUGUGUGAUUAAAUAUGUAAAAACCGUACCAAAAGGAAAACCUGAUAGAGUCAGAAACAUCACUGUCGUCAAUAUAACUCCAUAUUCAGCACACAUAUUAUGGUAUAUUGGCUUUGACGGUGGUUCCACUCAGAAUUUCUCUAUCAUCUUAGAAUCUCCAACUGAUGACAGUAGAACCAUUACAGUUCCGUUAGAAGAAAAAGACGAAGGAGACUUGGUGUUAUUUAAAAUAGGUGGUUUGUCUGCAGAAGCAUUUUAUAGCGGUCAUAUAGUUUCAUACAACAAGUAUGGAAAAACAAAAAUGGAAUUUGAGUUCGAAACUCAUGACCUAAAUAACGGUUUGUCUAAAAGGGAAAGGAUCAUAUACCCACUGAUGAUAUGCGGAAUAAUUGGUUUAGUCGUUGUUUUUGUUAUCAUAUUCAAAUACAAAGAAAAAUGUAAAGAUUCCAGAAUGCAAAUUCCCCAAGCAGGAAAUACAGAAACGACUAACACUUUAGUUGUGUGUGAUGUUUGUGAUACACCCAGUAUUGACAAUAAACAAUCUAAACUCGAAAACAAUGCUACUAAUGAUAGAACAGAGUCUAAAGUUGUUGAUGAAGAGUGGCCAAAGGAUGACGACAUAGAAAUUGCAUCCUCAAAUGAUGAAACAUCAGCAGACAGCAAUAAAAGUUGCAGUGAAAGGGGAGUUUUUUAUGAAGAAAUGAAAAGAAAUAAUACUGCUGGUGAAUCAGAGUAUGACGCUCUAGAAAAAUAUUAAAUUAAACUAAAUGCAUAUUAUGUUUAUUAUUGUUGUUGUGUGCAAUUACUUACAAACUAAGUAAAAAGCUCCACAACUUUUGGACAAAUAUUUUGCUGCAUUUCAUCUUGGUCUUUUGUUUUUUUUUUGUUUGUUCAUAAAUCAGGAUGUUAGUUUUCUCGUU